AUGGAGGCGGAGGCGUUGGCCGCGUCCAUGCCAGCCCCGGGAGUCUCGACCGCCGUGUCUUUGGCCCUGGAGACAGCACGGUGGAUGGAGGAAGUGAUGCGCAUGGCCAAAGACGCCCUUGAAAAUACCGAAGUCCCUGUUGGCUGUCUUAUGGUCUACAACAAUGAAAUCGUGGGGAAGGGAAGAAAUGAAGUGAAUCAAACCAAAAAUGCUACUCGACAUGCAGAAAUGGUGGCCAUUGAUCAAGUCCUAGAUUGGUGUCAACGAAAUGGCCAGAGUCCUUCUGCUGUGUUUGAACGCGGUCAGAAUGAACGAUUUGGUGGCUGUGGCUCCGUUCUAAAUGUUGCCUCUGCUGACUUACCAAAUACGGGAAAACCAUUUCAGCGCAUCCCUGGAUAUCGGGCUGAGGAAGCUGUGGAACUGUUAAAGGCCUUCUACAAGCAAAAAAUUCCUAAUGCACCAAAAACAAAAGUUCGGAAGAAGGAAUUUCAGAAAUCCUGA
Dipodomys spectabilis (banner-tailed kangaroo rat) is the source of this 501-nucleotide messenger RNA. RefSeq names its product tRNA-specific adenosine deaminase 2-like. Bases 1 to 501 code for a protein of 166 amino acids. Gene Ontology annotation, molecular function: tRNA-specific adenosine-34 deaminase activity. Gene Ontology annotation, biological process: tRNA wobble adenosine to inosine editing. The record is from RefSeq and is a predicted model, not a curated record. Gene Ontology annotation, cellular component: cytoplasm; nucleus. The transcript has 2 exons. Lineage: Eukaryota; Metazoa; Chordata; Mammalia; Rodentia; Heteromyidae.